This is a messenger RNA of Aspergillus homomorphus CBS 101889, 949 nucleotides long. RefSeq lists its product as uncharacterized. The record is from RefSeq and is a predicted model, not a curated record. NCBI's taxonomy places the organism in Eukaryota, Fungi, Ascomycota, Eurotiomycetes, Eurotiales, Aspergillaceae. The transcript is spliced from 3 exons. The coding region runs from base 28 to 591 and encodes 187 amino acids.
UCCUACUCCCAAUCUAUACCAAAAUGUAUGCCACCGCUGGUACUCAGCUAUACCAAAUUCGGUCGGCAUACAUUUGUCCUACUUAUGUCGAAACGUAUUCAAUCUAUUAUACCUUCCACAACCAGCAGCAACACCUUUGUAUCCACAGGUAUCUGGCAUGCCCCAGCAAGGGAUUAUAGCAAUGAAUCAGGCUAUUGUCGAAGAAAAAUGAUUGCACAACAUCUACCAAUAACUUCACAACAGCAAGAGACGUUCCAAGCUGAAAUGCGUCAAGUAGCUGGCCUUCUGCACCAACAACAACAAGCUACACUGGCACGAGUGGAGUGCGUUGAGCGGUUGCAAGCAGAACCUCAUGCAAAUGUAUCUGGUCACGUUUCGGCAAUGAACUACAAUCCCUUCCCCGGGACUGUGGGUCAUCGGGAAGAACACCAAAGUAUCAAGCAGGAAGCAGACCAGAAUGAAGCUGAUCAGCCACAAGAGAGAAGGCGGAUAUUACUUAACACGCGAUCUGCCGGUGCCCAUUCGGCUGAGAUCAGGGAAGCAAGGGUGGAAAACCAGAUAGCGCCAAACACUCAGCAGCCAUCACGGUGAAGGUACCAGGAAGCGCCCUUGUGUGGACCCAUGAAGAAGAAGAAUUCCAACGCAAGCAAUUCGAGCAGUUAAUAUGGUCUCUGCCAUAUAUUGAAAUCUAUUUAUGGCCUUUGAGAACCCAAGCCUCAUGGCAGGAUUGCGAAUCUUGAACGAAAGACGGUAGAGCUUGUCAAUGGUGGCCGACGUACUGGCCAGUAAAAGCUCGGGUAUAUCUUUAUCGUCGGAAGAACCGAGUUCUUCUUCUGAGUCAUUGCUCGAAACCUCAUGACGCUCCGUGGGAGCAUCUCUUGAGUGUCCUAUAAAAUUGAAAAAGUGGACAUACCCGUGGAGAGUUGAAGCCGCACAUUGAGUGAGAUGC